This is a messenger RNA of Myxocyprinus asiaticus (Chinese sucker), 2555 nucleotides long. RefSeq names its product proto-oncogene c-Rel-like. The record is from RefSeq and is a predicted model, not a curated record. The transcript is spliced from 9 exons. Gene Ontology annotation, cellular component: cytoplasm. Lineage: Eukaryota; Metazoa; Chordata; Actinopteri; Cypriniformes; Catostomidae. Bases 199 to 1992 code for a protein of 597 amino acids. Gene Ontology annotation, biological process: response to cytokine; regulation of transcription by RNA polymerase II; innate immune response. Gene Ontology annotation, molecular function: DNA-binding transcription factor activity, RNA polymerase II-specific; RNA polymerase II cis-regulatory region sequence-specific DNA binding.
AGAGUUAAGCUUAGGGGUUGAUCAUGAACUCUGACUAAUCAUCAAAUAUGUUCUAACGUCACCUGUUUGCAGUUGUAAAGCCGAUGUAAUAUUCAGAUUUAUUUGCAUUACUUCCUCUUUUGUUUGCUAUGUGUAGUGUGUCUACCCAGAGGUAAAGAUGUGACUUCCUGUAAGAGACAAAUCUCUAGAGCAGGCAAUAUGGGAAAGCCCAGUGUUCAGAUCUUUGAGCAGCCCAAACAGAGAGGCAUGCGCUUCAGGUACAAAUGUGAGGGACGCUCAGCGGGCAGCAUACCAGGAGAAAGAAGCUCUGAUAAUAACAGAACCUACCCCAGCAUUCAGAUUCUAAAUUUCUCCGGGAAAGGAAAAGUACGUGUUUCCUUGGUGACCAAAAGCGAAUCAUACAAACCACAUCCGCAUGACCUGGUGGGUAAAGACUGCAAGGAUGGUUAUUAUGAGGCAGAAUUUGGACCUGAACGCAGGGUCAUUGCUUUCCAAAACCUGGGCAUCCAGUGUGUGCGAAGGAGAGAAGUGAGAGAUGCCAUAUUGCAGAGAGUUGCACGAGGCAUCAACCCUUUCAAUGUUCCUCGGGAACAGCUGCUGCAGACUGAGGAGUAUGAUCUGAACGUAGUGCGUCUAUGCUUCCAAGUUUACCUGCAAGAUGAGACUGGGCUGUACAACAUCACACUGCCUCCCAUCGUCUCAAAUCCCAUCUAUGACAACAGGGCCCCAAACACAGCCGAACUGCGAAUUUGCCGGGUGAACAAGAACAGUGGCAGUGUGAAGGGAGGUGAUGAGAUCUUCCUGCUCUGUGACAAAGUGCAGAAAGAAGAUAUUGAAGUGAGGUUCUUCACUCAGAACUGGGAGUCCAAAGGCUCCUUCUCUCAAGCUGAUGUGCACAGGCAAGUGGCCAUAGUGUUUAAGACGCCCACCUACUGUGACACUACCAUCACAGCUCCUGUCACAGUGCACAUGCAGCUGCGCCGUCCGACUGACCAGGAGGUCAGUGAGCCCAUGGAGUUCAGAUACCUACCCGAUGAUAAAGAUCCCUAUGGCUGUCAAGAGAAGAAGAGAAAAAUUGAAAGCCUGAUGAAAUCCUUCCCUAGUUUUUCCCAAGGAGCCAUGAGCACUGUAAACAGACCAAAAGCAGUGCCUAACAAUAUGAUGGGUCAGAGAAUUAAAACUGAGCCAACAAAUUAUUAUCGUUUGCCAAGUCAUGGUGUGUUGCGAACAAAUCCGUCAAACUAUUACAACAAAGCCCCUCAGUCCCGCCCUAUGAUGCCACCUCUCUCAGAAACCCCAGUUUCUGUGGCUCUCAACCAACCAUGGCCUAACCCAAUUGUUAAUGUCACUGGAACCAGUAAUGGGGUGGGCCUACAGCAAGUGAACCCAAGUCCCAGCAUGCCCACCACAGCGGAAGGCAGUGGAAACAGCCUCCCCGUACUGACUUCUACAGAUCUGGAUAUGGAGUUUCUUCAGUCCAAUGGCACAACAGCCAGCCAGCCUCGACAGGAACAACAGAGCCAGCAGAUCCAUCAGUCCCAACAGCCACCUCAACGGCAGGAGCCUCUGCAAGGAGUAGAUGGAGCCCAUACCUGGUACUAUGGCCUCCAACAGUCCCAAAGCACACAAAAUGGAGCAGCAGGCACAGGCAUGUCAUUGGGAGUAGGCUACCAGUAUGCAAGUAGCUUAGAUGAUGAGAUCCUACAAAAUUUAAUGGGCGGCCAUCAGACAGGCCUCCACUUGAAACAGGAGACUCAAGGGCCUAGUAACAUGGCUAUGCUGAGCUCCACCUGCACAGCAUCCUCUGACUGUACACAAUCUUUCACUGCCCUGCUGAACUGCCCAAACACCAAUGGAAGUACUCAGGAGACCAUAAGACAAAUGGAGGCCAGUGGCCCAAAUCAGAGGGGCCCGCAAAUACCAUAUUCCUCCACCAACAUGGGGCAAGAGAGCCACUUUGAUUCUUUGUCCUGGCCGUACUACCCUGAAUAGUACAAUCCAUAACUAUUCAAGAUUAAUUCCAAGGAUACAAAUGUUCACAACUAAGAGCAUGUUUUUUUUUUCUUUAAAUGUAGGCUCUGAUUUGUGUUAACUGAAUGUACUUACUGAAUAUCAGGUGGGCUUGAUGUCAUAGAAUGAGGCCAGUUCUGUAAAAUUCUGCCACCAUUUUGGUAAUGCAGUGAAAUUUUAUGAAACAUAUGUACAUAAUGGUCUGAUGGUCAUGUUUUAGGAGUUUGGGAAAUUUGUCCACAAACUGUGGCAAGGGAAUUGUGUUCCUUAAAGUGGGAACUUACAGGGAAUUGUCCCUGGGUAAUGGCUAUGCCAUUUUAAGCAUGCUUCUUAUCCAAAGUUCUCAGAAAACAGUUUUUAAACUAAAUCAUACUGUCUUUCAUUGGUAGCUCAAAAGUGAUAUAAUGGCUUUAGAAACAUAUGCCAAUGUUUUGUUUUCACUUUAUUCAACAUACAGUUUUCCUAAUUAUCAAGUUUGACUUUACAUUGCAUUUUCUGUGGGUGAAUUUUUGUAUUUUUAUAGAAUUAAAAUGUAAACUACUGAA